AUGGCGUCACGCUCUGCCUCUUCGGGGGCGAUUCCGGCGCUGGACCAUCUGAUUCUGCUGGUCAACGAUCCACGCACGGCGUCUUCGCAGAUCGACAGCGCACUGGAACGGGCCAUCUGCACGUUUUCUGCCCUCGGCUUCCAGGUUGUCCGAGGCGGGUUGCACGCCGACGGGAUCACAUCCAAUGCGCUCAUCGUCUUUCCGGACGGCGUGUACAUUGAGCUGGUGCAGUUCGAGGCAGCACCCGGGCUAUCGUCUGGCGAAAAGCGGGCGGACUUUGAGGCGAGGAGGAAGAGGCAUUGGUGGUACAACUCGCGCCCGGGGUGGAUCGACUGGUGUCUGCAGGAUGGCAUUUCCGACGGCAUGAUUCAGAGCAUUAACGACAAUGCGCAUCGGCUACGACAGACGGCGCAUGAGGAGGAGCAGCGUGAAUCGCAGGACGGCAUGCGAAUCGUCGCACCCCGACUACGAUACCUGCCCCCACAGGAGGGAGGCAGAGUUACAAUGACGGGCGAAGAGUUGCGGUGGAAAGUAAGCUUCCCCGCCCCACCCGAGGGUUCGGUGGGCAAUCCGAGAUCAGCAGUACCGUUUUGGUGUGCGGAUCUUACGGCUCGCCAGCUGCGAGUUCCACUCACCCGGUCCGUUCACGAGAAUCGCUCUCCGGGCAUUGCAGAGAUCACGCUGCUGUAUGCGCGCGAUACAGUAGCGGCGUACCUGGACGUGAGCUUGGCGCUCAAUCAGCCGAUUGAUGCUGCAACCCUGCCCAUCUCCAGCGAGCUACAGCUCGUACCCAACCAAAUCCCACAUCGACUGCUUGCUGCUCCUGCACCUGCGCCCAAGCCCGACACUACCCUGGCCAAGGGAGAGGGACAUCCUCAUCACCAGGCGCAGAUGCCACAAAGGUUCAUCAGGGUCAUUGUCAAGGUCGCGGAAGAUCCACAGGAUUUCGCCUGGAUCGAAAGGCAUGGAGAGGGAUUGUACGAGGUGGCCAUUUACGUCGCAGCGGAUAAGUUGCCUGCAACAGCUCCACCGGAUGGAAUCGGUAAGUUCAUCCCCAACAUACCCUAUCUCACGUUCGGAUGA
This is a messenger RNA of Moesziomyces aphidis, 1083 nucleotides long. NCBI's taxonomy places the organism in Eukaryota, Fungi, Basidiomycota, Ustilaginomycetes, Ustilaginales, Ustilaginaceae. The record is from the annotation of a GenBank genome assembly.